CUUUGUUUCUUAUUCCUAAUUCAUAGCAAUAAAACGCCUUUUUUUUUUUUUUUUUUUUUUUUUUGCUUAACAGUUGAGUAAAUCGUAUAAGCCAUCGGCCGACUAUCAGACGUUCCAGUCGAAUCAUUUUAUUCCAACAAGCACAUUCUUUGAUCAACAAACUUAAGAAGGCUGCAGUUAAUGCCGUUAGCGCUCACACCGCUUUGAGUUCCAGCAGUUACAGAUCAGGUACGAGUUAGAGAUAAAAGUUCUUAGUCGGUACCCGACUCAACCUAGAUUCACCCAUCUAGACACGUCCAACUAGGUCCGACUAGGUCUCAAAUACUUUCCGUAUACAUUUCCGCCACCUGUCCACCCGUCCACCCGGCUCCAGGGGUUCAAGGUUCACCCGUCGAUUCUCAGCCAUGGCUUCUGCCACGACGGAUGCCUCAGGGCCCGUUGCCGCCUCGGCGUUUCCUGAUGGCACCAAGGACUACAAACCGUUGCGGUCGUCUAAGUAUGACUUGAAGAAACCGCACAUUUCCGAGCUCCCUUUGACCUGGAGCAACUGGUACAAGCACGUCAACUGGCUUAACACUACCUUCAUCCUAUUCAUUCCCUUAGCUGGGUUGAUCAGCACAUACUGGAUUGAUCUCCAGUUGAAGACGGCUCUCUUCGCCAUCUUCUACUAUUUCAAUGCCGGCCUCGGUAUCACAGCUGGAUAUCACCGACUUUGGGCUCACAGUUCGUUCAGGGCUUCGCUCCUUAUCAAGAUUUACCUGGCUGCUAUGGGAGCUGCCGCUGUACAAGGUUCUAUUAGGUGGUGGUCAAGGGGUCACCGUGCUCACCACCGUUAUACGGAUACCGAGAAGGAUCCUUACUCCGUCCGCAAAGGCCUCCUAUACUCUCACAUCGGCUGGAUGGUCAUGAAGCAGAACCCUAAGCGAAUUGGCCGAACCGAUAUCUCCGACCUGAAUGACGACCCGGUUGUCGUCUGGCAGCACAAGCAUUACAUCAAGUCUGUCAUCACAAUGUCUCUCGUUCUCCCGACUAUGGUCUGUGGUCUUGGUUGGGGUGACUGGUGGGGUGGAUUCAUCUACGCUGGUAUCAUCCGAAUCUUUUUCAUCCAGCAGGCUACUUUCUGUGUCAACUCUCUCGCCCAUUGGCUCGGUGACCAGCCUUUCGAUGACCGCAACUCUCCUCGUGACCAUGUCAUCACCGCGCUUGUCACACUUGGAGAGGGAUACCACAACUUCCACCACGAGUUCCCGUCUGACUACCGCAACGCUAUUGAGUGGUGGCAGUAUGAUCCGACCAAGUGGAGCAUCUGGGCUUGGAAGAAGCUGGGCCUUGCCUACAACCUGAAGACAUUCCGCCAGAACGAAAUCGAGAAGGGUCGUCUCCAACAGAUGCAGAAGAAGCUCGACCAGAAGCGAUCGAGGUUGGACUGGGGUGUUCCUCUAGAGCAGCUACCUGUUAUAGACUGGGAUGACUACGUUAGCGAGUCCAAGAACGGCAAGGCUCUGGUCGCCGUUGCUGGUGUUAUCCACGACGUCACCGAUUUCAUCAAGGACCACCCUGGUGGCAAGGCUCUUAUCUCAUCUGCCAUUGGAAAGGACGCCACUGCUAUCUUCAACGGUGGUGUCUAUGACCAUUCGAAUGCUGCCCAUAACCUUCUGUCCACUAUGCGUGUCGGUGUUCUUCGAGGAGGCUGUGAAGUCGAGAUCUGGAAGAAGGCACACAUGGAGAAGGAAGGUGCCUUCGUUACCGACUCAUCUGGCCGACGAAUUGUCCGUGCCGGUGACCAAGUCACGAGAAUCUCUCAGCCUCUUGCCGGUGCUAAUGCGGCUUAAACGGUUAAUAGAGUUGAAGAUAGGUUCGGGUCGUUUCGAACUGGGAAGGCUGUAAUACUGGAGAUGAUAAUGAAAUAUUGCAAGUGCCGCUUUUCCUGGUAGUCGAAGGAUGACAACCUUGGUUAAAAAUUUAUGUACAUAAAAAGGCUAUGCGGUAUAAGCAUGUUGAGGCAACUCGUCCUCCGGCGUUUAGAGGAAAUCGGUGAAAAGGGGCUCACUACUAUGCAAUUCGGUGGGCGUUGGCGCAUCACUUACGACAGACUGAAUGAUUACAAGUUUGGACUGAUAUGAGAAAAAGACCUCUAGCAUAAAUCAAACAUGACGUAUUGAUUUAGACUUGAAAU
Daldinia loculata is the source of this 2176-nucleotide messenger RNA. RefSeq lists its product as uncharacterized. The record is from RefSeq and is a predicted model, not a curated record. Gene Ontology annotation, cellular component: endoplasmic reticulum membrane. The coding region runs from base 405 to 1832 and encodes 475 amino acids. The transcript is spliced from 3 exons. Gene Ontology annotation, biological process: unsaturated fatty acid biosynthetic process. Gene Ontology annotation, molecular function: iron ion binding; heme binding; stearoyl-CoA 9-desaturase activity. NCBI's taxonomy places the organism in Eukaryota, Fungi, Ascomycota, Sordariomycetes, Xylariales, Hypoxylaceae.